Nasonia vitripennis (jewel wasp) is the source of this 1639-nucleotide messenger RNA. Its product is annotated as fatty acyl-CoA reductase wat-like. The transcript is spliced from 8 exons. Bases 23 to 1639 code for a protein of 538 amino acids. The record is from RefSeq and is a predicted model, not a curated record. Gene Ontology annotation, molecular function: alcohol-forming very long-chain fatty acyl-CoA reductase (NADP+) activity. Gene Ontology annotation, biological process: long-chain fatty-acyl-CoA metabolic process. Lineage: Eukaryota; Metazoa; Arthropoda; Insecta; Hymenoptera; Pteromalidae. Gene Ontology annotation, cellular component: peroxisome.
UUCAUCAUUUAUAAAAAUCAAGAUGGCUCCGGAACCUUGUAUACCGAGCAGUGGCAAGACCUACAUCGACGACAUGUUGAAUAUGAAAGAUCAAUCUAACAUCGAUAGUGGGAUAAGCGACGUAACCGAGUUCUACGAUGGUUGUAACGUUCUAUUAACGGGGGGAUCAGGAUUUAUUGGGAAGCUUCUUGUGGAAAAGUUACUCAGAACAUGCUCAAGUAUGGGAAAAUUGUACAUGCUGUUGAGAGCGAAAAAAGGCAAAACACCUGCGCAGAGAUUCAAGGAACAAUUAGAGGAUCCCCUGUACGAUAGACUGAGACGCGAACAGCCGAAUUUCGCCGACAAAGUUGUUAUAAUCGAAGGCGAUACUGGCGAGAAAAAUUUGGGCCUUUCCUCAACAGCUCGCGAUUUCCUUGUAAAAAAUACUCACAUCGUUUUUCACGGAGCCGCAACAGUUCGUUUCGAUGAAAGUCUGCGUAAGGUAGUCAACAUAAACGUCAGAGGUGUGAAGCUGAUGCUGUUGCUAGCCAAGGAAAUGAAAAAUCUGAAAGCUUUCGUGCACGUUUCCACUGCCUACUCACACUGCAAUUUGGACUACAUUGAAGAAAAGUAUUACAAGCCAGCUAUGGAUCCGGACAAAGCCAUAUCCAUGGUGGACAUGUUGGAUGACGAAGUCUUGCAACACAUAACCCCAAGAGUUAUCGGAUCCUGGCCGAACACGUACGCGUUCUCGAAGGCUGUCGGCGAAGAUGUAGUGCGCCUGUACAGCCGUGGACUGCCAACAUGCAUCGUACGGCCGUCGAUCGUGUUGUCAACGAUGAAGGAACCGGUGGCCGGUUGGAGUGACAACCUCUACGGGGCCACUGGUGUCUCUGUAGGAGCUUAUGUCUGCCUACUGCGAGUCUUGCACUGUGAGGCCGAAAAAACUGCGGAGAUGAUUCCUGCUGACUUUGUCAUUAAUAACGUCAUCGUUGCUGCUUGGGAUGUCAACAAGUUAUGGAAUGAGAAAAAGAUGGCAAUAGAGCCAGUGGGUCGAAGUGAUUUAGAAGUGUCGCAGCCACCUAUUUAUAACUGCGUGUCAUCGUGCCAGAAACCUUUGACUUGGAAUGACUUCAUGCAUCUGAAUUAUAUCAAUGGAAUUGAUGUACCAUCUCGAUUGACUCUUUGGUACCACGUGUUUAUCCUCACCAAAUACAAAUGGUUCUACAAUUUCGCUAUACUCUUCUUGCACUUGAUACCGGCUAUCAUUGUCGACAAUCUUGCCAGACUUACCGGUAGAAAGCCCAUGCUGUUAAGGACUUACCAAAAGAUCCACAAAUUCAGCGGAGUUAUAGCGUACUUCUGCACUAAACAGUGGAAAUUCAAUAAUGACAACGUCUUGAGGUUGUGGAAAAGAACUAGCCUUACUGAUCAAAAGAAAUUUGACUUCAAUGUGAAGAAUCUUGACUGGAACGACUACUUCCUCUAUCAUAUCCGCGGAAUCCGUGUUUACUUACUCAAAGACCCAAUGUCAACAGUAGAACAAGGACGCGCCAAGUACAAAUUACUGAAUGCAGUCUGCGGCUGGUUACACUCGCUGCGUUACUUUGAUGUGAGAAGCUCUGCAGAGACGGUCAACGUGUCCUGGUCAAUUUUGUAA